GAGGGGGGACACCACACUCACAUACACACACACACAUACACACACACACACUGGCCGCAAUCCUUGCUCUAUUCCUGAAUGUGGAGCCUUCCUCAUCAUCAUCCUCCUCCUCCUCCUGCCUGGAUCUGCACUGACCGCACCAGACAUCAUGGUCCCCUGCAGCUAGGACAGCUAUGAGCUGUCAUCCUGGGCUACAUGUAGGACCCCCUCCAGCAGAUUACCAUGCCUAAUUUCAGCACGCUGACUGUUUGCAUCACUGCAACCAGCUUUUCCAUUUCCCAGCUCCUGUUUCAUGUAGGCAGCUCUUGGUUCUCAACACGUCUGACUUGUGGCUUCAGAAAACUCAGUCCAAAGCAGAAGAUUGAAUGGAAUUCCAGGACAGUAUCGACGUUCCAUGCACUGGUAGUUGGAUGUUUCUGCUUGUAUAUUUUACUGUACGAUGACGCUGUCAAUGCUGACCCAGUUUGGGGGGAUCCAUUCUUGGUCAAGCUGAAUGUUGCAAUAACCUCAGGCUACCUCAUCUCAGACUUGUUGCUUAUUUUAUACUACUGGAAGGCGAUUGGUGAUAAAUAUUUUGUGACGCAUCAUGUGGCAGCUCUGUAUGCUUACUACUAUGUACUGGGUGAAGGAAUGUUGCCAUAUUUUGGUAAUUUCCGACUCCUAGCUGAAUUCUCCACACCUUUUGUCAAUCAACGGUGGUUCUUCGAAGUGCUGGGAUACCACAAACAUUCCGUGCCCAACAUGGUGAAUGGAGUUUUGAUGACAAUCGUCUUCUUCAUUGUCAGGAUAGCUGUCAUACCAACCUAUUAUGGGCGCGUCUUUUCUACUUUUGGCACAGAGGCAUUUCAUAGACUGGGUCUAGGAGCACAAUGCGCUUGGAUCAUCUCCAGUGUAUCUCUGGAUAUAAUGAACGUUAUGUGGAUGAUGAAGAUCUCUAAGGGAUGCUACAAAGUCCUCUAUCAUUCUGAUGGCUUUUUGACCAAAACGCAGAAAAAUGGGAAGACUGAUUAGAUUCAAGAGCAUCUCAUGUGUCUUCCAACCAGCAGCAGUUGGGGGCUCGUCGGGACCUGCAUGUGAUUUUUUUUUUCCAUCAUAUAAAUAACGAACUUCUGUUAUUACCUCUUUGUAAUGUUAAUCGCUAAUGUUCACAUCUUACAGUUCUACCAACACACUAAUCCAAAGAGCGAGACUAUAUUUCUGCCAAUAUUUUAAUAGAGAUUUCGGUAUUAGUAGAACAAAUUUUAUGUUCUCUGUAAUGCAGCGUUACAUUCUGACAUUCCUAUAUCUUUGUAGAAUAUCCCAGAGAGCGGAGACUAACUAGUAAAAUCAAAAUACUCUAUUUGGUAGAAUAUGUCAAUUUUGAUUCAUGCUCUAAAUGUUGCAGUUACUACUGGUUAGUAUUUUUUUUUAUGGGAACAUUAAUUCCUGUGUUAGUACUAUCUAAACCUAAAGUUUAUAAACCUAUGCAGUAAAUCUCUUUAGUACAUAACCAUU
Molecule: messenger RNA, 1494 nt
Organism: Rana temporaria (common frog)
Lineage: Eukaryota; Metazoa; Chordata; Amphibia; Anura; Ranidae
Gene: TLCD4
Product: TLC domain containing 4
Exons: 7
Coding region: 223-1011 (262 amino acids)
Biological process (GO): lipid homeostasis
Cellular component (GO): membrane; endoplasmic reticulum
Source: RefSeq, a predicted model, not a curated record